Carassius auratus (goldfish) is the source of this 697-nucleotide messenger RNA. RefSeq names its product SRA stem-loop interacting RNA binding protein (gene slirp). The transcript has 4 exons. The record is from RefSeq and is a predicted model, not a curated record. The coding region runs from base 64 to 372 and encodes 102 amino acids. NCBI's taxonomy places the organism in Eukaryota, Metazoa, Chordata, Actinopteri, Cypriniformes, Cyprinidae. Gene Ontology annotation, molecular function: RNA binding.
UUAAAUUUUUUCUUCCGGUCACGUGGUCGGGGUCACCGCUUCAUUCAUUCGCAAGGACGAAACAUGGCGGCGACAGCAGCAAGCAAGAAGGUGUUUGAAGUGUUUGUGUCAAAAGUACCAUGGACCGUCGCAACGAGGGAAAUGAAAGAAUAUUUUGGGCAGUUUGGCCAGGUGAAGAAAUGUCUACUGCCAUUUGAUAAAGAGACUGGUUUUCAUAGGGGCUUUUGCUGGAUAGGGUUCACUACAGAGGAAGGACUGCAGAAUGCAAUACAAAAGGAUCCUCACAUCAUUGAAGGUGCAAAGCUUCAGGUCCAAAAAAACAGAAAGCCGUUUUAUGGAAGAAAAUCAAACAAAGAAGCAGAAGACAUCUGAAGAAGACGUCAGAAAUGAUCUGAUUUCAAGCAUCAAAAUGUCUUCAGUAACACAGAAUUGUAUUUAUUGCAGAUGUGUCUUCACUGGGCUUAUCUGUUUUUCAGAAGCCAAAAUAUAAUGAGUGUUUAUUGUCAUUGUAUUGUCCGGUGCUUUUUUGUCUUAUAAAACAUUUAUAAAGCAUUUUUUUGUAUGUACUAGAGCAUUUUGCCUUUUACAAAAUUUUUUUUUUCAGGAACAUUUUUGUUAUAAUAGGGGAAAGCCUCCUCACAUCCUGAAUGCAAUCAAUAGUUUAAAAUGAUCUAAAUAAAAAAAUAUCAGUAUUCUG